AUGUAUCCUAUUUUUAAUCCUUCCUUACUCUUAAGAAUCAACAAAAGUUUACAGCUUUACCCACACACUCACUUAAGAUACAUCACGGCCGCCUCCUCUGUUUUAGUGCCCAACACUCAGCAAAUAGCCCACCUCAUUUUAGAGCAAAAAUCAGCAGACCAAGCUCUCCAGACAUUCGAAUGGGCCUCAAAGAUCCCGGGCUUCAGCCACAACCCGUCCACCUACCGGGCCUUGAUCCAUAAGCUCUGUACUUAUCGACAGUUCAAAAUUGUCGAGCAAGUGCUCGAUGAAAUGCCCAAGAGAAUUGGUUCGUGUCCUGAUGAUGACAUUUUUGUUACUAUUGCCCGUGGAUUUGGGCGGGCUAAAAUGACGAUGCAAGUGAUUAGAGUUCUUGAUUUGGUGCCCAAGUUUAGGAAGGCUCCCCCUUCAUUGAAGCUGCUGAACACUAUUCUCGAUAUUCUGGUGAAGGAAGACAUUGAUAUUGCAAGGGAGUUCUAUAGGAGGAAAAUGAUGGGGUGUGGUAUGAAGGGUGAUGACUACACGUAUGGUAUUUUGAUGAAAGGUUUCUGCUUGACUAACAGAAUAGGAGAUGGGUUUAAGCUUCUGCAGGUAAUGAAGAGUCACGGAGUCAAGGUUAAUGUGGUUGUGUACAAUACGUUGAUUUAUGCCCUUUGCAAAAAUGGAAAAGUCGGUAGAGCCAGGAGUUUAACGAAUGAAAUGGAGGAAUUUAGCGACGUGACUUAUAAUAUCUUUAUCUCGGCAUACUGUAAUGAAAACAAUAUCGUGCAAGCUCUAGUGAUGUUGGAAAAGUCCUUUAGUGAUGGUUUCGUGCCAGAUGCUGUGACCUUGACCAAAUUGCUAGAGAUUUUAUGCAAUGCAGGACGUGCAUCCGAGGCUGUUGAAAUUUUAGAAAGAGUUGAGAAAAACCGAGGGGCUCUAGAUGUCGUGGCUUACAAUACUUUGCUCAAGGGUUUUGUUCAAUCCGGGAAAAUAAAAGCAGCACGUGGAUUUCUUAAGCAGAUGGAGAUGAAGGGAUGUCUUCCGAACACCAAAACAUAUAAUAUUCUGAUAAAAGGUUUUUGUGAUUCUGAAAUGUUAGACUCUGCUCUCGAUAUGUUUGGUGAAAUGAAAAGAGCAGGCCUGCAUUGGGAUUUCGUCACAUUUGAUACACUAAUUUACGGACUGUGCUCGUCCGGAAAGACUCGGGACGGGCUCAAGAUACUUGAAAUAUUUCUUCAAGGCAAGAGAAAGGAUUGGGUUCACCGGAUUGACCCUUAUAACAGCAUUCUAUACGGUUUGUACAAGGAGAAUUAUCUGGAUAAAGUAGCCGAAUUCUUAAACUACAUGAAAUUUUUAUUUCCUCGUGCAGCCAGUCGUAGUUUGAGUAUCUUACGAUCUUGCGAAGAUGGAAAUAUAGAUGAAGCAAAACAAAUUCUUGAAACAAUGCGUGAGCAGGGUGAUAUUCCUAGUGCCGUCGUCUAUGCAGAUCUGAUUCGGGUGUUGUGUGAAAAGGGGCACAUGAAGGAAGGGGUUGAGCUGACAAAUGUGAUGAUCGAGCAUAAUUAUAUCCCAAUCGGGUCGACGUUUAACGUUCUAAUCAGUGGGUUUUGCCGGCAGGGUAAAGUUGGGGCAGGGGUUAGGCUUUUGGAGGAUUUGAAGAUGAGAGGUUGUUUGCUCGACUCUGAAAGCUAUGGCGACUUAAUUAGGGCCUUUUGCAGCAAAGGGGAUUUGCAGCAAGUUGUGAUUUUGCUAAUGCAGAUGAUGGAAAUGGCCCAGUCCUCGAAAUUCCGAGCUACCCAGUUUCGGUUUUACAGUGAUCGCCCACAUUCUUCUCUUUCCAGGCGCACAGGCUUCCUUACAGGGCCACUUGCUUAUUAUAAAAGUCUAGUUGAUCAAGGGAAGUUGAAACAUGAUGCUUGCCAGGAAAAGGUUGCUGUGGAACUUGAUAGUUUGCUUGGGAGACUGGACCAAUAUGAGAAAGACAUGGAGGAAUACCAUACGAACCUUGCUAAAUGGGAAGAGAACCGGGAGAACCAGCGGCGGAGGCUUUUGAUGGAAGAAGCCAAGUCAAAACAGGAAGGCGAUCCUUCAACAUCUGUAAACAAGCGCCGGAACUUUUUUCAAAAGUGGAUGUCAAGAAAUGAAACUGUUGAACCGGGAGUGGGAAAAUGGGUCUCAUACCUUAAUCGAGAAAAGAAAUUAGAUUCACUGGUUGGCCAGUGUCCGACUGCUCCUCCAGCCCCGAAAGGACUUUACAUCUAUGGAAAUGUUGGAAGUGGGAAAACAAUGCUUAUGGAUAUGUUUUAUGGUGCAACGGAAGGAAUUGUUCGACAUAGGAGAAGGCUUCAUUUUCAUGAGGCUAUGCUUCAGAUACAUGAGCUUAUGCAUAAGAUAUGGAAAGGUCAAGAGAUGGAAAAGUCUCUUCAACAGAGCAUUUCCAACUGGGUUACAAAUCUUCCCUUUGAUACAAAAGUUAAGGAGUGGCUAAUUGAGGAAGAAAGAUAUAAACAAGAGAUAAAGAUGAAAAAUAUCCUUCCAGCUGUUGCCGACAAGUUCCUUGCUGACGUGCAAGGACAUCAAAAGGGAGCUAGUAUUCUUUGCUUUGAUGAAAUACAGACAGUCGAUGUAUUUGCUAUUGUGGCUUUAUCUGGAAUAGUUAGCCGAUUAUUGAGUACAGGGACAGUUCUUGUGGCUACCAGUAAUCGCGCGCCAAGGGAUUUAAACCAGGAUGGAAUGCAAAAGGAGAUAUUUGAAGAGUUUCUGGCCAAACUGGAGGACCACAGUGAAAUUAUUCUGGUCGGUAGUGAAAUUGAUUACCGUAGUCAUAUAGCACAAAGUUCAAUCGAUCAGGCAAGAACCGAAAGUUAUGAUGCUUGUCUUAGUCUACUCGUUUUCUUUGUCCUCUCAACAAUACCAACGCAAAAGAAUUCGAGAAUAUGUGGAACAAGAUUGUGGGACAGUCAGGAGGGAGGAACAUUGGAAGUCGCUGAGAGCUGCAAUGGGGUGGCACGUUUCUCAUUUGAAUUUCUAUGUGGUCAACCGAUAGGAGCAGCUGACUAUAUUGCCGUUGCUAAAACCUACCACACAGUCUUCAUAGAAGCUAUUCCUGUUAUGAGCAUGCGUAUACGAGACAAGGCGAGGCGGUUUAUCACAUUAAUCGAUGAACUGUACAAUCACCAUUGUUGUCUGUACUGUUCUGCUGCUGCUUCUAUUGAUGAACUGUUUCAAGGAACCGAAGACGGAACAUUAUUUGAUUUGGAGAGGCCAUUUGAAACGGACAUAGAAGGUUCUAAGCUGAGACGAGAUGUUAUGGCUGAAGGAAACGUGAGUUCCAGAAGAGCAAACACCACUGGCAUUAUUUCCAUUCUUUCGGCUCAAGAGGAGAUGUUUGCAUUCCGUAGAGCUGUUUCUCGCUUGAUUGAAAUGCAAACGUCAUUUUACAUUGAAGGUGUUCGUUCCAUUCAUCCUUAUUUCCAUGAAAAGUCUAAAGAGAUUCUGAGACGAAACAUGGCUGGCGGCUAGUAAGCAACAUUCCACCAUGCGAUGUGUUGUUUUGUAUUCAUUUAAGCGCAUUUUGCAUCUGGUACCGGACUUCAAUUUCACGACGUUAAUUUUUUUUUUAUGUAUUUAUUUAAUUAUAUCUUUUGUAUGCUUCAUGAGUUGGGAAUCUAGAGAAGUGGCUUCUCUAGUUAAUUUUCUUUUAUUAUUAAUGCCAGAGUCUUGUUUUGCUCAGCCCCAUCUUAAUCUUAUGCCUAAACAUUCUCAAAAAUCUGUAUUAGAAUGAAGAAAUCGACAU
Molecule: messenger RNA, 3796 nt
Organism: Striga asiatica
Lineage: Eukaryota; Viridiplantae; Streptophyta; Magnoliopsida; Lamiales; Orobanchaceae
Source: the annotation of a GenBank genome assembly